This is a messenger RNA of Pseudo-nitzschia multistriata, 2631 nucleotides long. The record is from the annotation of a GenBank genome assembly. NCBI's taxonomy places the organism in Eukaryota, Bacillariophyta, Bacillariophyceae, Bacillariales, Bacillariaceae.
AAACGCGACAACGAUCUCAUGUUUUGAAACUCGGAAGCAUGUUCGUUUUUGGUGUCCAUCAAGGGACGGUCACGGAUAGCUCAUUUCCUGGGACUUUUCGCAGUGGGGUUUAUCGAUGGAGAAAGGACCACUCGCACAACGCUGAACUGUUUGCAAAGCGGCAUCUGCGUUGUGAAUGCGAGAAUGGAACAAUGCCAUAGCUCCAACUAUCACGCGGUGUUCUUCGCCCCCGACCACCCCAGAUAUUACUCACAGACUGUGGCUACCACGACGCAUCCUCGUUUGCAAUCAGCCACGCCGUUGCGUCUUCCCGAUCCACUGGCACGAAAGAUGCAGAAACCGAUGAAGCGCAAGCACGAACACGCAACGAUUGAGAGUUGUUACGUUGAAAGCUGCCUUCUGCAACUCUGCAGAGCAGAGCAAUGGACCGAUGUAGUUCGCCGCUGUGAGGACUACCCAGAGGAGGCCUCUUUGGUUCCAAUGAAUCACCGUAUUUCAUGGAAGAGCAACGAAUUCCAAAGCCGAUCGAGGAAACGGUACCUAGUCAAACGGUUUGGUGGGGAAGAUUGUCAGCCAACUAUUUUCCGUAAAAGUGCUCUUGGCAUCGUGUGUGCUUCGAAAGAUAUGGGAACAGACGAGGCUCAAACCGCAAUUCUGGCUCUCUUAAACGCGAAUCCUCUCCAGGUCGGUGCCAGCCAGUAUGUUGCUGGCCAUACGCCUUUGAGAGACGCGAUCCUGAACGACAGUUGCACGCUUGAGAUUUUCGGUAUCAUGAUUCGGACAAUGUCGAGGUGCAUGGGUGGAGACAUCUCUUUUCACCUUAGAGAUAUAAAUGGACUCUUACCGAUAGAUCAUCUGACUGCAUCAAUUCAACUUGGUUCCACGGCACAUUCCAUUGCCAUGAUGGAGGAAUUUCUUCGCGCAAAAUCGAAAACGGCUCGAUCCAUUGAAAAUAGCACGUCUCCGUUGAUUCGACUUCUUACCACGGGAAACUCAUCAAACACUUCGCUAUCGGGCUCGGGUCCACCAGUCCGAUUUUCCAGCCGGCUUUCGCCAGAGUACAAGCAUAAUUUGUUGCAUUCGCAACGAGUGCUAAGCGCCGCCAUACUUCUCCUAGAUGACGAUCCCAGUCUUCUACACCAUUUCUCCCACGUCACAAAAUGUACUCCCUUGCACAUAGCUCUAAGAAAUUACGGAAACUACGAACCUUUGAUCCACGAAUUGUUGGAAAGAGAUCAAGACAGCGAUAUGUUACGGGCUAGAAAUCUCUAUGGAGAUUUGCCAAUCCAUGUUGCUUGCAGUGUUGGCGUCCCGUUUAAAGUACUAUGUCUAAUAGUGGAACGGACAGCAAGUAUAUCGUCUAGUGAAAGUAUCGUCGAACAAAUGAGUCGGCAAAGCUUUGUCAAAAGAGAUCGUUUCAUAUGGUCGACAAAUCAGUCGGGUUAUACUCCUAUAGAUCUGGAAUGGAUCCGUCAUAAUGAGUUGGGAAAUGACGUCUAUACUGCUCGGCCAUUUUACCCUGUGGAGGCGACCGGAGUACGAAAUCAUUGUUUCAAAGAAGAUGAGUACUAUAGAGGGUUAUUGAAGGAGUCGGUAGCCCAGAUGAUGGAGAACCAUGAUGCAGCAUGCAGCAGAUGCCAAUCCGAGUUGAGCAGUAGAGAGGCAGAGGCGAAGGCGACCUUUGGCUCUCUUUUGGAUCGGAUAUCACUCCUUAUCAGAGCAGCAGCCACUUCUGGACCUAUCUUGGAUUCGAAAGGAAUGAUCCGCUCGAGACUUAUUGAGUCAUGUACACUAGGUACACCAUAUUCUCCUUCUCUUCCUCUUCCAAUAUUACAACUAUUCCUUUGGCUGCGACCACAAGAAGUGUUAGAGAAAGAUCGACUAAAUAUGCUCCCCAUUCAUCAUGCUCUUCGUUUCAGCGUAACGUUGAGUCGAAAUUUAUCAACUCAAAACGCAGUUGACGAUUGGAGAUCAUUUGUGUUUCAGUUGCUAGGAAAAUCUGCAGAUCAAUGCAAAGCCAAAUGUCGAGAUGGUCGCUUGCCCUUGCACUAUGUGCUAGACCACUCUGGUGAGGAUGAUACCAAUGGGGGAAAUGCUUUCCCGCGCGCGAAGUUGCAAUCGGCACGGCAUGCUAUAGUCGAGAAGCUGAUCGAAUUGUAUCCAGCAUCCGUGGAUCAACGUGAUCCGAUCUCAGGCCUAUAUCCCUUCAUGUUAGCUUCUGUCGAUCAAAAUCUCUCCAUUGAUACAGUUUUCUAUCUUCUCCGCCACUCACCUUCUCGUUGUCCCGAUCUGCGGACAUUCACGACGAAGAAAAACUAAUAUGCAUAGAGAAAACAGCUGCGCAUUUCUGCGUUAUCACCUUCAUUCUCGUUGCUACGAUUGAUCAUUGACGAAGACGGUGUAAAUUCGUCUUUGAGAGGGAAUGCGAUUUUGCUUUCUUCGCUAUCUCUGUUCUUGCUGUCCUGACUUCUAGUUGACGACGACGAUUUUAAAACAUGUCAAUUUUAGUAGAGAACAACAAUUUAUUGAGCAUAUUUUCAAAAGCAAAUCUACGAACCAGUCGUAGAUUCUGGACCUCUAUUUUUUUUAUGAUGACUCCUUUGACUACAACACUAAAUAUGUACAAAAUGA